Molecule: messenger RNA, 1983 nt
Organism: Neocloeon triangulifer
Lineage: Eukaryota; Metazoa; Arthropoda; Insecta; Ephemeroptera; Baetidae
Gene: Hexo1
Product: chitooligosaccharidolytic beta-N-acetylglucosaminidase
Exons: 8
Coding region: 30-1889 (619 amino acids)
Biological process (GO): carbohydrate metabolic process; glycosaminoglycan metabolic process; ganglioside catabolic process
Cellular component (GO): membrane
Molecular function (GO): beta-N-acetylhexosaminidase activity
Source: RefSeq, a predicted model, not a curated record
CUUCAGAGCUGGACGAACUCGCAGGUGCAAUGCGGACGGUUCUUGCGGUUCUCCUUUGUGCCGCUUAUGUAGCAGGACAAGUUCAUCAUUGGACUUAUGAGUGCGGAUCAGGCAAUGUCUGCGUGAAGAAGCGUCUGAGCGCGUUGCCGGAGCAGAACGAAUUGCCGGAGGCGCGGAAGGCGCAGUCCCUGGCCGUCUGCAAAUUGCUGUGCGACCCGUACGCCGCCCUCUGGCCGCGACCGACGUCUGCUUUGAACAUCACCCAGUCCUUGGCCUUCGUCGACGCUUUGAAAAUCACCCUCAAGUCGAAAUCCACGACUGCUGCGGGCAAAUUCGCGUCCCUUGUCACCGGACUAGAGAGCUACGUCAAGGCCGUGGUCACAGCCCAGAACAAACCAGGCGUGCUUUUGCAAAAAGACGCGGCUCGUGCGACUGCAAAGCGAUCACUCGAGAUUGUGCUGAGUGUCACCGACCCCGCAGUGGUGCGCCCUGGCCUUCAGGUGGACGAGAGCUACUCGCUCAAGGUUUCCACCGGCUCAGUUGAGACUGAUCCGAUAACGGCCGAGGUGGAUUCCGCCAACUUUUUCGGUGCUCGGCACGGCGUGGAGACUUUGCUGCAGUUGGUGGUGUGGUCGGACGUGGACGGCAGCCUGGUGCUUCCGUCCGGCGUGCAGGUGAGCGACAAGCCCAAGUACGCGCACCGCGGCUUCCUGCUCGACACGGCGCGAAACUUCUUCUCCGUCGAGUCCAUCAAGAGGACCAUCGACGCCAUGGCCCAGGUCAAGCUGAACGCCUUCCACUGGCACAUCACCGACUCGCACAGCUUCCCCUUCGUCGCCAACUCGAAACCCGAACUGCACCAACUCGGCGCCUACACUCCCGAAAAGAUUUACACUCCUGAGGCGAUUAGGGACGUGGUGGAGUUUGCCAGGGUACGCGGUGUGCAGGUCAUUCCUGAGUUUGACGCACCAGCACACGUAGGUGAAGGGUGGCAAUUUGGAGACGCGGACAACCUGACCGUGUGCGUCGGUCGCGAGCCGUGGACCUCGUAUUGCGUGGAGCCUCCGUGCGGCCAGCUGAACCCUUUGAAGGAAAGGGUGUACGAGGUGCUGAACGGCAUCUACAAGGACAUGCUGAGCGUGUUCGACAGCGAGGUGUUCCACUUUGGCGGCGACGAGGUCAACCUGAACUGCUGGAACUCGAGCGAAGCCGUGACCGACCUGAUGGCCGAGCAGGGCUACGGCCGCUCCGAGGGCGAGUUCCUCCGGCUCUGGUCCGACUUCCAGCAACGCGCCCUCGACGAACUCACCAAGGCCAACAACGGCUCUCGCAUCCCCGGAAUCCUCUGGACGAGCCACCUGACAGAAAAGGGAAAGGUCACCAAAUACCUCGACUCCGGAAAUUACAUCAUUCAAAUUUGGACAACCGGAAAGGACGAAGUGAUCGCCGAACUGGUACGGUCUGGCUUCAAAGUGAUUCUGUCUAAUUACGACGCGCUGUACUUUGACUGCGGCUACGGCGCCUGGGUGGGCGAGGGCAACAACUGGUGCUCGCCCUACAUCGGCUGGCAGAAGGUCUACGAGAAUAGGCCCAGCAAAAUCCUGGAGGACCUUGGCGUCGGCCAAUACGGCGAUUUGGUUUUGGGGGCUGAAGCCGCCCUUUGGAGUGAGCAGGUCGAUGAGCAAACCCUGGACGGAAAAGUUUGGCCGCGAGCUGCCGCCAUGGCCGAGCGCCUGUGGAGCGACCCUGCGGAAAACUGGCGCCAGGCGGAGAUGCGGAUGAUCAACGUGAGGGAGCGCCUGGUGGCCAGAGGGGUGAUGGCCGACGCCCUGCAGCCCGAGUGGUGCCACCAGAACGACGACAAGUGCAAAUUGUAUGACGUGAAAUAGUCUCUUUUUUGAUCAUAGUUUUUUUUCCAAUAAAAAUGAUUUACAGAAUAGAAAGACUUGAUUUGUGAAAAAUAAACAUAAAUUUUACAAUUCC